AUGGAAAUCAAAGCCAAGGUCCCAAGAACAAAUGAAUCCGAUUCACCUCAAACUGUUUUCUCAAUUGACGAUCUCCUGAUAGCGAUUUUCCUUCGCCUCCCCAUAAAGACACUCAACCAAUUAAAACUAGUUUCAAAGCAGUGGCAUCGUGUCAUCUGCAAUCCAAGAUUCAGUAUCCAGCGCAAUCCCGUUCCCAAUCCGGCCGCCGGGAUCUUCCUGCAGUGUUUGCACUACGUGGCCCGUCUUCGGAUAGAAUAUGUCCCCUUCACGGGCCUGGGAGCGACCAAGCCACAGUUAAGGAUACUGAAGUUCGUCAAGGACCCAUCAGGCCUCAGGAUCCUUCACUCUUGCAAUGGCCUCUUACUCUGUUCAAGCUUCAGGACUUCUCAUCACAAUCGCAAGUACUACGUUCACAAUCCCACCACCAAUAAGUUUGUCCUACUUCCCAAACCAGAAUUGGGAGGCGGGAUAUGUGGGAUGAGCUUGGCUUUUGAUCCAAUCAACUCUCCUCAUUACAAAGUUAUUUGCGUCCGAUCGGAAUCGAGUACCACGGGCUGCCAGUUGGAGGUUUAUUCAUCGGAAACGGGCUCUUGGAGAAAUCACGGGCCGACCCCACAAGCCCGGGUGGAUUACGAAAAUGGGGUGUAUUGGAAUGGAGCCAUUCACUGGACUAGCGAUGGAACUAGAAAUGAUUCACUAUAUUUCAAUGUUGAUAAUCAGUUGUUCGGGACAAUGCCAAUCCCUCCUGCUGGGUGGCAUUACGUGUACAAUUAUUAUUUCGGAGAGUCUAGUGGACACCUGCACUAUUAUUUCGGAGAGUCUUGUGGACACCUGCACUAUAUCAAGGCGAAGGGGAAAUUGCAAUUCAGGGUUUACGAGAUGAGGAGGGACUAUUCCGAGUGGUUUGUGAAGUACGAGGUCAAUCUUUUGCCUCUUUUAAAGGCUUAUACAAGUAUGAAGCCGGUUUAUGUUAGCCCAAUGGGUUCCCCUCGGUACGCCUUUUCUUUACUUUGUUUAGUUCGAGGUGAGAAGGAGGAAGGUUCAUUCUUGGUUGUGGAGAUUCCUGGAAAAGCCAUUCGGUAUAAUCUUGUUUGUCGGACUUUCGAAAUGUUGAGCGAGUUCGCGGGUGUUAAUUCACCAGGUCGUUUGAGUCGAGCCGCACACGAACACCACACAAAGAGAACCCGAACACCGACGCACCAACAACCCGAAGAACUCCAGGGGCUGGGGCCUGACCCGAACGACCGACGACCUUUUCGUGGCCAGGGAGAUGGCGAAUCUGCAUGCCCCAAUCCAAGCCAUACACCCAUGAGGCCACGAAAACAGCGGGAAGAAGGACCACCAGCCCCGACUCGGUGGAAGCCGGCCCCGACGACGCGGAUAUAG
Molecule: messenger RNA, 1386 nt
Organism: Striga hermonthica
Lineage: Eukaryota; Viridiplantae; Streptophyta; Magnoliopsida; Lamiales; Orobanchaceae
Source: the annotation of a GenBank genome assembly